AUGUCUGCUACUGCUACUGCCACUACUACAACCCCCACUACAACCACCAGCACCACCAGAUUACCCUCGAGCCAAAAGGACCUCAGUAUGUCCAAUAGAGAAGCCAUCAAGUUGAGCACUACCGGAGCCACUACCAAAUUAGCUCAACAUGAAAUAAUACCUGCGAAAAGAGACGUUGGUGCUUUGGCAAACAGAAUUAAUUUGGAAACCAGAUCAUUACACGACAAGGUUGACAAGAUGGUUUCACUCAAAAUGGCCAUUGCUUUAAGAAACUAUAAAGUUUAUCGUCAAGGAUUGCAAGCAUUUUACCACAUUUUCGCUAGUAUUGAAAAAGCUAUGGAAUAUCAACUACAACAAGAUACACAAUGGUCAGACAUGUUGAAACAAGUUUGGAAGCCUGAAGUUGCCAGGACGGCCAAAGCUGAACAAGACCUCUUGUUUUUCUACGACGACAAGAAGGAGAAAUUCGUCAACCCCAAAAUGUCUCAACAAAUCAAAUUUGCCAAUCAUAUUCUCGAAGUAACCAAAGCCAAACCAUACUUGUUGUUCGCUUACCUUCAUGUCAUGUACUUGGCUUUAUUUGCCGGUGGAAGAUUAAUGAGAUCGUCAUUUGCCAAAGCGACUGGAUUCUACCCAAAGAAAGAUGGAUUGAAACAUGAAGAUAUAAUGAAAAUGGGAUUCAAUUUUUUCAAUUUCGACGUCACAGAUGAAAGUUUGCUUCGGGUAAUAUACAAGAGAGAUUAUGAGUUGGUUACGAGGGGCGGGUUGACCGAGGAACAGAAAUUGGAGGUUAUUGAAGAAUCCAAGUAUAUUUUCAAACAAAAUGCCGAAUGCUUAUCUGAAUUGGAAGCUUACAAUAUGGAGAAAAUACAUGGAACUUGGACGUAUAUGGUGUUGACUAAGGGAUAUAUUGCAUUGUAUGCUAUUGCUGCUAUACUAGUGUUGUUGUAUUUGCAAAGAGUUCCACAAAUACCAUCAUUAAUGUCAACCACUACCAAGUCGGCUCACGAUACAGCGGUGAACUCGUUCAACUUGAACCAUUCAUCGUACCAUCAAUACCGCCCGUCAUUCACACCCAUUCUUGUCAACCCGUUCUUGGUGGAUCUAGGUCUUGCCACUUAUAACAAACAAGACAACACGUACACAUUCGACAAUGACAAGAGAAUAGUUGAAAUUGCAUGCGGUACUGGAAAAUUCACCAAAAACUUGAUUGACAAUGGCUGGAUCGACAAUUUAUCAGUUGUGGACCCUUCACGGGGAAUGUUGGAGUCAUUCAAGCUGAAUUUCCCCACAGUUCAAAAUGUAAUCCAAGCGUCAAGUUACGAUACUCCCUUUGAUGAUGACUCUAUUGACGCCGUGAUUGUGGCCCAAGGGUUCCAUUGGUUUGCCGAUGAGGAGAGUUUGAAGGAAAUAUCUCGGAUUUUGAAACCGGGAGGGAAAUUGGGCUUGAUUUGGAAUUUCGACUAUACCUCACAAUCGCAAGAUUCAAUUGUUGGUGAUAGCAAGUAUUAUAACGCAGGGACACGAUACUAUGAUGCAUUGGAUUUUAGUGCCACCUCUUCAUCAAACAAUCAAGAGUUGUUGGCUCAGUACUUUGCUAAUCAAAAAUGGAACAACGAAGUGACAAAAUACGUAUACGGCUUUGAUGUCAAAGUACCUCAAUACAGACAUGGGAAAUGGAGGGCCAUCUUGUUGAAUAACCCAUAUUUCCAAAACAAAAUUCUUGAUCUGUUUGCCUUGUAUGAUAAGGUAAUCGAUAAAGAUGAUGUUUGGAAGUACUGGGCCACAAGAAGUUAUAUUACUGAGUUGUCAAAGGACAGGCAAACUGAAAUCAAAACUCACAUUGAAGAGAUUAUUGCAAAUUCUACAGAUGAUGCAAGUUUUGAUAAAGAGACUCAUCACUUGAUCAAGCCAAUGGGAACUCACACCGUUGUUGUGGGUGUUAAUAAAUAG
Lodderomyces theae is the source of this 1953-nucleotide messenger RNA. RefSeq lists its product as uncharacterized. The record is from RefSeq and is a predicted model, not a curated record. The transcript is spliced from 2 exons. Lineage: Eukaryota; Fungi; Ascomycota; Pichiomycetes; Serinales; Debaryomycetaceae. The coding region runs from base 1 to 1953 and encodes 650 amino acids. Gene Ontology annotation, biological process: heme oxidation. Gene Ontology annotation, molecular function: heme oxygenase (decyclizing) activity; S-adenosylmethionine-dependent methyltransferase activity.